This is a messenger RNA of Betta splendens (Siamese fighting fish), 5269 nucleotides long. RefSeq names its product C-terminal binding protein 1 (gene ctbp1). The record is from RefSeq and is a predicted model, not a curated record. Lineage: Eukaryota; Metazoa; Chordata; Actinopteri; Anabantiformes; Osphronemidae. Gene Ontology annotation, molecular function: oxidoreductase activity, acting on the CH-OH group of donors, NAD or NADP as acceptor; transcription corepressor activity; NAD binding. Bases 539 to 1828 code for a protein of 429 amino acids. The transcript has 9 exons.
UGGCCUAACUGGUUAAAAUGUGCCUCUUUGUUAAUGUUGUAUGCAAGGAAUUUACAAUUUAUUUAUAGGUAUAUACGCAUAUAAAGUUGCACAGAUUUUUUUUUUUUUUAAAUAAAAAAAAUAUUUUGGAGUCGGAUUAGAGUGGAAGGUAGAUGAUGGAGAUACGUAACGACGUCGCACUAAAAUGGAGGGAACAGCCUGCGCUGGUCUCUGGAGACGGGUGAGGGAGAGAGAGGACAAGGUGAAGGGUCGUGGCCGCAGCUCCAGGGAAACAAACCAGCUGUCUCUUUAAAAAACGACAACAGCCCAAACCGCCCCGUCUUAGCCCCGGCUAUGCUAAUGAGGUUAGUGCUGGUUGGCUGGCCCUCAAUGGCGCCGCGCGUGAUUGGAGGCUGGGCGUGGGUGAGAGGCUGGGCGUGGAUGACAGCUGGGAUCCAGCCAGCCAAGAGCUAGCUGACAGAGAGGGAGGGAGAAAAGAGCUGUAGAGAGAGAGCGAGCGAGGCAGGAGAGAGAGGAAGACAGACUGACAGACUUCAUAAUGCAAGGUAUCCGACCCCCAAUCCUAAACGGGCCCAUGCAUCCUCGGCCACUGGUGGCCCUGCUGGACGGGCGUGACUGUACUGUGGAAAUGCCCAUCCUAAAAGAUGUAGCCACAGUGGCCUUUUGUGAUGCCCAGUCCACACAAGAGAUUCAUGAGAAGGUGCUAAAUGAGGCGGUGGCUGCCCUGCUGUAUCACACCAUCACUCUGUCCAGAGAUGACUUGGAAAAGUUCAAAGGCCUUCGUGUAAUUGUCAGGAUUGGCUCAGGCUUUGACAAUGUUGAUGUCAAAGCAGCUGCUGAGCUCGGUAUUGCUGUUUGUAACGUGCCGGCAGCCUCAGUGGAAGAGACAGCAGACACUUCAUUAUGUCUGAUCCUCAACUUAUACAGACGAGUCACAUGGAUGCACCAAGCCCUCAGGGAGGGAACCCGAGCGUCUAGUGUGGAGCAGAUUAGGGAGGUGGCUGGUGGUGCUGCUCGUAUCCGUGGCGAGACACUGGGCAUUAUUGGCCUGGGCCGUGUUGGCCAAGCAGUAGCUCUGCGGGCCAAAGCCUUUGGUUUUGGCGUGAUCUUCUAUGACCCCUAUUUGCCCGACGGUGUGGAGCGUUCACUGGGCCUGCAGCGUAUGGCCACCCUGCAGGACCUGCUCAUUCACUCAGACUGUGUAUCUCUGCACUGCAGCCUCAACGAGCACAACCAUCACCUUAUUAAUGACUUCACCAUCAAACAGAUGCGACAGGGAGCCUUCCUGGUAAACACUUCAAGAGGGGGCCUAGUGGAUGAGAAAGCGUUAGCUCAGGCUCUGAAAGAGGGGCGGAUACGAGGGGCUGCACUGGAUGUCCAUGAGACAGAACCGUUCAGUUUUUCAACAGGCCCUCUGAAGGAUGCUCCCAAUCUAAUCUGUACCCCUCACACAUCCUGGUACAGUGAGCAGGCCUCUAUGGAAGCUCGUGAGGAAGCAGCCAGAGAGGUUCGCCGCGCCAUCACCGGACGUAUUCCUGACAGUCUGAAAAACUGUGUGAAUAAGGAAUACCUGAUGGCUGCCUCUCAGUGGCCUAGCAUGGAGGCAGCCACUGUUCACCCUGAACUUAAUGGAGCUGGUUACAGAUUUUCUACUGGUAUAAUUGGUGUUGCAGCAGGGGGUCUCCCAGGAGCACCACCAGGGGUUGAAAGCCUGGUUUCAGGAACCCUGGCUCAUGGCAUCACCCCUGUGUCCCACCCUCCUCAUGCCCACUCCCCUGGGCAGCCCACUAAGGCUGAAGCCGACAGAGACAUCCCCUCCGACCAAUAGCCCCCUUCUGCUGAAGCCAGCACAUUCCGUCACCUCUGGAAACUCACCCCCACCUCCCAGCGUCAGUCACAGCCCAGCCCCUCCAGUACAUCGGCAGCACCGGUUUGACCUGACGUGGAACUACGCAGUCUUGUUUUUCAGAUCGCAUAACCUCACCAGGAGUGACCUAUCUACAGCUACCCUGUCCCAUAUCCCAUCUCACCCAGUCCCUCCAGAACACAUGCAUCCUUCCAUCCUAGUCCUCAUUUUACCCUCUGCACUUCAUGCCCCUCCUACUUCACUCCCAACAAUGUCAGCAAUAACUGCGUUCUCAAGGAUUCAAUUAUUGGAUUGGUUUAUUUCUGUAGUUGGCUGUUUUAAUGGAAAGUGGAUCUAUUGUGGUUCUAGGUGUUAAUGUUUUAGUUUGUUUUUUAAAAAAAGCAUUUCUGCCAUGAGGCUUUACAGUCCGCUGCCUCUUGUAGUCCUCUGCUUUUCACCAGUAGAGGAAUAGAGUCGGAAAGUUUGGAGCCCCUUUUGUACAUUGAUGGCUCAUGUUACCGUUCUCUUUCUGCUCUCCUUAUUCGAUCCCCUUCUCCUGUCUUGUGAUGGGGGGGAAAUGUGUACUAAAGUAUACCAGAGAGAAUCCCAAACAAUACACCCUGUUCUCCCCAUUAGACAUCUAGCUUCACCUCAGCUCAGUUUUGACCUUGGCUUUGUCUGGCACUUGGCAUCAGCUUGUUGAGCACAUGACUAUUCAAAAUCCUUUGUCACCUUUUUACUGCUGUUUGGUUUAACUAUAGUCUUGUCUUUUCACAUGUAUUGUCCCCCUUAUGGAUUAAUUUGUCCUCAGAUAGCUUAGACGUUAAAUGUUAAGCGCUGGUUGGUGUCUUAGGCUAGCAGUCAGAAUACCAUGUGGGAUUUGUUUUCUUAUUUUUAACAAAUCGUGUCCCUACAAUAGUGCACGCAGACGUUUUUCUUUGCCAGAGAAACAGCAGCAUGUCAAGGUCACGCCAGCAGAGGGCACCAUCUGACUGCUACAGCAAGAGCACUGCAUGCACCAGUUACAGGUUAGAGUUGUCCACGAUGGGUGACCAGCCAUCAACUAACCGCCUUAUUGUUUGAUAAAACCUCCGCUGCCACCCUGCACUCACCUUCCUCUCCUGUGCUACUGUCAUGUUUCAAACCUUCAUAUCUGCUCAUGAUCCAAUAUGCAUCGAUCAAUUCCUUUAAGUAUGAGGGGACAGUAGAGGGUAGAUUCCCUAUAGGAGCCAGGGGACAGAGUUGCAUGCUGGCUUUGUUAAUUACAGUGGUGUGUGUGCGCGUGCGUGCGUGUGUUUUUGUGUGUACUUAUGUUCAUUCGUACACAUGCGUGUGUGUGUGGGUCUGUUUGUUUCUCUGUUCCUCACCCUUGUUAUGAUAACAAGCUGUUGUCUUUCCAAAGGAAUAGUCCCUAGGAGUAACUCUUUAACGCUGUUGCCCUGGUGUCAAGGGAGCACCUUUCUAGUACCUCAGUAACAGAUAUUGAAUGUACCGUGCAUACCCUUUUAUUUUUUGUACAGAUUUUCUAGAUACUACUUAAUAUUCUUUACCAGAAGGGUUGUUAAAUUGUAGCAGUAAUAAUAUAGUACAUAAAGGGCCCCAUGACAUAAAUUGACAAAAAAUCUUUGGAAGUACACUAUAGGUCACUCUACUCAGGCUUGACAACCAGUGCGUAUCAGUUUACCUUUAUUUUCCUAAAGUGGACACUGUCCAUUGUCAGACUGUAGCUGAUGUGGUUUGACCAACACCUUUUCCACUAACUAAUGAAAAAUAAGGAAACAACUCACAUUGAAGUCAUGCUCUGCUGUUUUUUUUUCUUAGAACAGUAGUAUGAUAUGGUAUUGUUUGUAUUCCACCCAUCAAAGUCCAGCUGUUUUCUCUGUACUGCAUGUGAGGUCAUUUUUAGGGGAAGUACUAUUGGCUUCAAAAAAGCGUGGACUUGCUGUUUUCCUCUGCUCCCUGGCCUUUUCACCCCUUCAGAGUUUUCAACCCAAGUUGCCAUUUCUGUUGUGGUCAGUUUCCAGUGAUGUACAGUUUCCCCUUCAGAGUCUAUGAGCGACACGGAGCAUGUCUGUGUCCUGAGAUGCUAGGCUUCCCUGUCACGUGAUGAGUAUAUAUUUUUAAAAAUAACCCCCAUAGUUCAGAUUAUGAGCAUAAUAGUAAUCUUAAAUUUUGCUGUUGAUGAUGAUUAUAAAUGUUUCUUUCAGUUCAGCUGUGCACUGUUAUGAAAACCAUUCUGUUUAAUUGUAGGAUUUCAUUAUGGAUAUGCUGUCUGUGUUCUACAUGUUGUACUGAAACAUUUCAGCGAAAACACAAGUUCCCUCUCUCCAGUUAAUUUCUUUUUUUAAAUUCGUCUUAUCCCAACUGUCUUUUCCAGCCGAUAUCCUCUGGGCCUUACUUAUUCUCUCCCUGUAAGUAGCUGUUAUAGAAAGUCGCCAUGGAACCACUCACUGCCUUAAUACAGUUGACCACAGUAGGUGAAGUCAGGAGACAAACACAGCUGAUAAAAAGGGCCACAGUCGAGGCCGCCUAAAGCUCCACACCUCGACAAGCCUCAAUCUGUGCACCUUGCAUUUCUCUUUUAGCGAUGAACCACAUUUGGUCUUGUGUCAGCAGUUUUUAGCUCAUUCUACAAACACGCAGAUUCAGUGUGAAUUCUUACUGUGCAUUAAUACCGUUUUUGUUUCCUAGCUCUUAAUAGUUAAAGUCAGCCCAGCAGCGUUUAAAGCACAGAGUGUCUGUUCACAAAGCCACAGCUGAUAUUUCACUCUUGGGUGUGAGAAUGCCCCCACCUCCCGCCCACCACCACCGUUCUGGGGCUCCAAAGCCUUUUUUUUCCUUCGCUGGCAGAGCCUCAGUGGGACUGGGAGGGGCAGGACGAAGCGGACACUGGUGUGGUCUGUCAAAAAAAAAUGAAAAUGUUGAGAAUCGGUCACUUUCUCUCUCAGGGGUCAAAUGCACACAUAUCCUCCAGCAGUCGCCCUCUGUCCUUUCUCAUGUCCCAAGUUUUUCUGGCAUCAGAAUGUAGAGCAGCUUUGUUUUUAGAAACCGCUUUCCCCCCUCGUUCCAGCCUUUUGUGCACAGGUCUGACUUUUAAUUCUGUUUCGCUUUCUUUUGGCACUGACAUCUAACAAGGAAUGAAUGGAUGAAUGUUUGAACGUGACUGUGUGUAAUGUUAAAUUUGGGAAAUGUAUUUUUACAACAUGUGAACAUUUUUUUUUUCCACUCACUCAUUGUGAUUUUUUUUUUCACCAGACUGCAAAAACAAACAAAAAAAACAAAGGAAAAAAAAACUCCUGUAACUAGGCUCUUAAGCUUUAUUUUUGUUUUUGUUUACUUUUUUAUUAGAAACAAUCAUGUUUGUGACGGUAACUUCCAAUGGUAAACUCCACAACAUAUUUUAAUAAAAUCUUAAAAAUUAAA